UAUUCAGCGGGACGAAGAACUGUUCAGCUUCACGCUCGCCCGGAUCCAGUUACUUGGCAUCACAAAAUAAAACAUAAAGCUCUUUUAUUUUAAACAAAAUGUCUGUCGUUCCUGGCUCCAUAAUCGUGCCAGAUUGGCACCGCUGCGCAGACAGUAAAGAGUUUUUCAGCAAAAUAUUGCAUAAAAAGAGACGACGAAAGUUUGGUCUCUUGGAAGCUCCGAUGAUGCCUCCUCAUAUGAACGUGGACACCGUGCGCUACAAGGUUUUCAUCUCCGGUAAAACUGGAGUGGGGAAAAGCGCACUCGCUGCCCGUCUGACUGGCCUCGAUAUCCCCAAAAUGCACUAUGAAACCACGGGCAUAGAGACAAGUGUGACCUUCUGGCCUGUAAAGCUGAAGGAGAGUGGUCGUGUGUUGUUUUUCCGCUUUGAGUUUUGGGAAUGUGGAGAAAGUGCUAUGCGAAGAUUUGAUCACAUGUUACCGUCUUGUAAGGAACAAGUGGAUGCAAUACUUUUCCUAUUUUCCUUCACUGACCGUGGCUCCUUUGAAGAUCUUUCAAAUCAGAUAUCUCGGAUCACAGAAUCUUCAGAUCGAGUGGUUAAAUUGGUGGUUGGCACAAAGUUUGACUUAUUUAUGCAUACAGAUGUCACAGAGAGCGAUGUAACACACUUUCAAGAGGUGUGUGGUCUUCCAGUCUUUCGCAUGGGAGGUGAUGUAAGCGCAGGGCUUGGUGAGGUUGCACCCCUCUUAAAUGCCCUUGCUGAAAACCUGUGGUACCAGGACUGUAUAGCUGCUUCAUCUGCAUCUAUCUCCCCACAGCCUGGCGCUGGCCACGGGCAAACAGACGCAGAGAUCAUUGUAUAG
Molecule: messenger RNA, 863 nt
Organism: Paramisgurnus dabryanus
Lineage: Eukaryota; Metazoa; Chordata; Actinopteri; Cypriniformes; Cobitidae
Gene: cplane2
Product: ciliogenesis and planar polarity effector 2
Molecular function (GO): GTP binding; GTPase activity
Source: RefSeq, a predicted model, not a curated record